CGAGCUCCAGUGCGCCUGAAAUGGGACGGGGAGGGUGGUGCGGAGAAAGGGGAGGUGCUCGCUCUGGUGAAGACGUUGCGCGGUAGUAUUAACGCCACCACAGAUUGUGGCGCUUCCCUCACAAAGUCCGAACAAAGCGUUGGGCCUUGGUAGACGGAGGGAGGGGCAUUGCCAGACUCACACGGAGGUCGUGGUGCGGUGUCCACACAGGGCGAUCGUUGUUGCCACGGCGUAAUCACGACGUGUUGAGUGAGCUAAGCUUGCAGGUUGGCUCGUAAUCUCGUUUACCAAUUUGGGUUGUGUCUCUAUUGAGCGGACGGUGUUGGGAGUGGGGUAGUUUGCCGAGAGUGAACGCAGAGUUUUUGUAGUGUCGAGGGGGGUGCGUGAGUAGGAGAAGCCUGUUUUGGAUUGUGGGAGUGGAGAGGAGAGUGUGUGUGGCUUUGUGAGGGUUUGAUUGCGGAGUUGGGUUUGAUGAGGAAGGAGUUGCAUUGAGGGUUGCGAGGGUCGCAACGGCGAGGCUUGAGGGUUUCGGCGCCAGUCGGUGGUGGUGGUCUUGGAACCAGUGGUUGGUGGCGCAACUGGGGUUCCGGACUAGCGACGCACUGGUGGAGUUUGGCUGGAGGUGGAGGAGGAAGUGUCUCUUUUUGUUCUUUUUGUUUAUUUUGGGAUAGAGUUAAGUUUUAUGAGCGAGGAGAGUAGAGAUGGGUAACUGUUGUGUCGGUUCGACGACGAAGAAGCCUAAACAGAGACCCAACCCGUUUGCCCAGGAUGGUUAUCAGACCAACUUACAAAUUUUGAAGAACCAGCCGAAGUCCAGAAUACUGGACAAGUAUAAUCUGGGCCGAGAGCUUGGGCGCGGAGAGUUUGGCAUUACGUAUUUGUGCACGGAUAAGGAGACAGGGGAAGUUUUCGCAUGCAAAUCUAUCUCGAAGAAGAAGUUGAGGACUGCUGUGGAUGUAGAGGAUGUGCGACGAGAAGUCGCAAUUAUGAAACACUUGCUGGAGCAUCCUAAUAUAGUCACUCUUAAGGGUGCUUACGAGGAUGACAAUGCUGUGCACCUGGUCAUGGAGCUGUGUGAAGGAGGGGAGCUUUUCGACCGCAUCAUUGCGCGGGGACAUUACACCGAGCGGGGUGCAGCGCAAGUGACACGGACCAUUGUGGAGGUGGUGCAGGCUUGUCAUAGGCAGGGAGUGAUGCACCGAGACCUGAAGCCGGAGAAUUUUCUGUUUGCGAACAAGAACGAGAACUCGCCGCUGAAGGCCAUCGACUUUGGGCUCUCCGUGUUCUUCAAGCCGGGAGAGAGGUUCUCUGAGAUUGUCGGAAGUCCGUACUACAUGGCACCCGAAGUGCUAAAGAGGAAUUAUGGACCGGAGGUCGACGUGUGGAGCGCUGGGGUGAUUCUUUACAUAUUGCUGUGCGGGGUGCCCCCAUUCUGGGCAGAAACGGAGCAAGGUGUGGCGCAGGCGAUUCUGCGGGGGAUAUUGGACUUUAAGAGGGAUCCAUGGCCGAAAGUGUCUGAUUCGGCAAAGUCUCUGGUACGGCACAUGCUGGAGCCGGACCCGAAAGCCCGGUACAGUGCGCAGCAGGUGCUGGAUCACCCCUGGUUGCAGAACGCGAAGAAAAAUCCCAACGUGCCCCUGGACGCCGUGCGGUCGCGCUUAAAGCAAUUUUCGGCCAUGAACAAGCUGAAGAAGAGGGCGCUGCAGGUGAUUGCUGAGCACCUGGGCGGGGAGGAGAUAGACGGGUUGAAGGAAAUUUUUGAGAAGCUGGAUAGCGACAAGACGGGAACCAUCACAUUCGAGAAACUGAAAAUGGGGCUGAUCGAAAUCGGGUCACAGCUGACGGAGCACGAAGUGAGGAUGCUUAUGGAAGCCGCGGACGUGGAUGGGAACGGCACGCUGGACUACGGGGAAUUCGUGGCAGCCACAGUGCAUCUGCAACGUUUGGACGAUGACGAGCACUUGCGAAGGGCGUUUGACUUCUUUGACGUCGAUAGAAGCGGAUACAUCGAGACGGAGGAGCUGAGGGAAGCUGUAGGAGAGCCGUUGAAUGGAUCUCCAAGUGAGACGGAUGUGGUACAGGCCAUUCUGUUGGAAGUUGACAUCGACAAGGACGGGCGAAUCAGUUACGAGGAAUUUGCGACGAUGAUGCGAAGGGGUACCGAUUGGAGGAAAGCCUCACGUCAGUAUUCACGGGAUCGCUUUAACAGCCUGAGCAUGAGGCUGCUUAGAGACGGCUCAUUGAAUCCUGAUAAAAUCGUGGCAGUGAGGUAGUUGGGAUGAAAUACAUCACAAAUUCCCCCCUUCCGCAACACCAGCAAUGACCGUCUAAGAUUUGGGAAGAUGAGCCACUCGAGAAAUCCUGAAGCGAUUCAAUUUCAGAUUUUGUGCAGGUUUCUUUGGACUUUUCUUUAGGUGUUUAUUGAAGGAUCAUUGUCAUUAGUUAAUUGUAAUUGGUGACGUGAUUCCGAAGGCGGACAUGGCUAUCACAAUGCCUACUACCGAAGUUCCUUCGUGGUUCGGGCAUUAACGAAAAUGCAAUUAGCGUUACUCCAGGGAGAUUUUCAGUCAUUCGGCAGUGUGGAGCAGGCUCAACCUGCCUGACUGACACUAUAACUUGGUGCGGGAGGAUCACAUGAGGAAUUUAAAUAAAGUAGGUUAUCUUGUCGCUGCCAAUAUAGAAUUCUCAGCACCAUGUGAUAACUUGGAGGAGAGUUUUGGGUGGUAGCUCUGGAUCACACACGGGAGCUUCGUAUGCAUCCAAUAUCGGGAAAGCAGGUUAUAAAGUCAACCUUUGAUAGCAAUCGAGUUUGUAGUAAACGCUUGGCUACUCGACAGUUUCGGGAAUCAAGAUGCGGCCCUGAAGAAAUGAUGGGCAAGGAUUGGAGGACAAGAUGUUAAUGAGGAUUUAUUGUGAGCUUUUCCGAUAAGUUGACUGGGAGUUGAAGCUUCGAUGCUGUAAUACAUUACUCACAGCAUCUCUCGAUGGCUUCCUGACUUCAUGACCUAUGAGUACAUGAGAUCGAUGCUACGAUCUAUAUGCUGCCACCGAAAUGGAUGUAGCGCCUUGGAUUAGCUUUCACGAUGUUGGAAAGGGGUAGUAAUGCCAAGAAAAAGUACAUACUGAAUGGCUUUCCUGGCGUACUUCUAGGCGAAGGAGGAUUAUUGGUUCACAAGCUGUUAGGGGCCUUGCCUGAGGGCCAUUUACGUUGUCAAUAUUCUUCUGAUUGAGUAGCCCCUGUUUCAAGUUACUACACUGGUCCCCGUUGUCCUGUAUAAUUAUUCCUUAAAUGAUUUGUUCAGCAUUAAUAUGAGACGAAUGUUAAAUUAUGUGAUAUUACUAAGCACUCUUAGUGCAAUGUUCCCCCUAUAACAUGUGAAGAAUAUAUUGGUUGAAGACGCGAUACUACUUUGCCCAAAAUCGAGGAAGAAUUCACCAUUCAUCUUUGCAACAGACCAUAUAUCGCAGACUGGUGUCUCACUUCUACCACUAUAGAAUGCGGUACAAGCUGUUGCAAUAAUCAUGAAGUUGCAGCUACAUUGAGAACAGUCCCCUCGACUAAUGGGUAUGCGUGUGAAGGGUUUAAAUGUUUGAAGCUUCACACUGAGCUUUCGAGAUCUGUUUACAUUAAGGUCACCGCACUCAGAUGCCAAAGUCUAUGCAAGGACAUGGGGAUGCCAGGUCUGCAGUUUCGGAUACGGCAGGAACCCAUUUUUCAGCUUCUGAUAAUGUAACCGUUCCGGGAUUGGAUUAUUUAUCAGGGAAUCACCGACUGGUUAGUUUUUUUGAAGCUAUGCUGGGAAAUUAUAUUGGACAAUGGGGGGAGUUUCUGCAUUAUACAAAUACAGGCGGAAAUCCAAGUAACCCUAGGAUUAGGGCAGGAACUCAGGGAGACCAUAGCAUAUUGGCUAACGUACUGUUGUCUCAGGCCUCAGCUACCUCAAUUUCAUGAAAGCCUCAAAUAGCAGAUAGUUGUUGCAUCCCCACUUCUCCCUUGGAGUCUUUUUCACCGGUUUGUUCGCUUGGGUAAAUACAAUUAUCCUCUUGUCACAGUUAGUAAUUCUGAAGCAAUGAUAAUGUAGCUUUUCAUCAUUCA
Molecule: messenger RNA, 4096 nt
Organism: Physcomitrium patens
Lineage: Eukaryota; Viridiplantae; Streptophyta; Bryopsida; Funariales; Funariaceae
Product: calcium-dependent protein kinase 7
Biological process (GO): protein phosphorylation
Molecular function (GO): calcium ion binding; ATP binding; protein kinase activity
Source: RefSeq, a predicted model, not a curated record